This is a messenger RNA of Phodopus roborovskii (desert hamster), 249 nucleotides long. RefSeq names its product LITAF domain containing (gene Litafd). The record is from RefSeq and is a predicted model, not a curated record. Gene Ontology annotation, biological process: regulation of cytokine production. The transcript is spliced from 2 exons. Lineage: Eukaryota; Metazoa; Chordata; Mammalia; Rodentia; Cricetidae. Gene Ontology annotation, molecular function: zinc ion binding. The coding region runs from base 10 to 249 and encodes 79 amino acids.
UUCACUGGCAUGCCGAGAGUGACAACUUCCAUGCCAAUGCAGACCAUAUGUCCCUACUGUGGGAAUCACAUCAUCACAGUGACAACUCCUGUCCCUGGCAUCCUCACCUGGCUGCUAUGUAGUGGCCUCUUUGUAUUUGGGUGCUUCCUGGGCUGCUGCUUACUCCCCUUCUGUGUGCGGAGCUUCAUGGAUGUGAGCCACUCCUGUCCCGUGUGCCAGCAGGAGCUUUUCCACCACCGCCGCCUGUGA